AUGCCUCCUAAAAAGUUGAACAAAGAUGGGGGCAAGAAAGAUGAAGAGAACAAAGAGUCUAACAAGCCCGCCGUUUCCGAAGAAGAGGUGCGGCAGGAAUCUGGGAAAGCCGCCAAUGCUGCCCUCGCCGCGCAAAAGAAAGCCAAAGAAUUGAAGGAUGCAGCAGCUGCGGCCAGCGAUCCGGACGAACGGGAAAGGCUGACAGAAGAAGCUACGAAUGCACACAUCGAGGCUGAGUCAUUCGGAAAGACCGCAAAAUAUCUUCGUUCGGGCGCUUUUCAGGGCAUGGCAAUGGGCACAGGCCUUGGUGUCGCGCCCGGUGCCACCUUAGGCGCAAUCACCGGGACUUUGGUUGGCGGCAUCUCUUCAACUCUACUUGGUGGGAUAGGUGCUGGAGUAGGUGGAGCGACAGGUGCGCUCCACGGCCCAUGGGUAAACAUGGGCAAAGUAGCAGGGAAGGGGAUGAAGAAACUCACAAGUUUCCUCCCACAAUGGGCAGCGAGCGAAGAGCAGAAGAAGACGCUGGAAAAGAUGAUGGGACAAGCUAACGAAGAAGAGAUGCCCGGGAAUGAAGAGCUUGAGAAGUUCAAGAGUGAGGGAGGUGGAGGUCAGAUUGAUGAGGGUUGGAUGGAGAGUGCGAAGGGCAUGAUGCCAGAUCAGAAAGAGGUGUCAGACGCUGCGAAGGCUGGUGCGCAAGCAACGGGCGGAGACUCGGACUCGAAGCCCAGUGCGAAUCAGCCUGAAGAGCCAUCAAGUGAAGAUCCAGCGCAAAAGAGCGACGCUGAAGGUCGCAAGAAGCCACGGAAGCUGAAUGCAAAGCAAAAUGAUAGUGAAGCCCAAUCAGCCCAGACAGACAGUAUGCGCAACGAUGCUACUGAAGCUACCAAUCCUAGCGAGAACUCCGAUGCACAAAACGGGGAGAAUCUGGACGACCGAGAAAAGAAACUGGACCAACGAGAGAGCGAACUUGAUCGACGACAGACAGAGCUAGACGAAAGAGAAAAGGCCCUAGCUCAACGUGAGAAGGAACUGGAUUCAAAGCCUGACGACGAUGCCACAGAGUCUACUUCAGCGCCGAAACCCAAAGGUCAACCGCGCAAGCUCGCAAGUAGAUCGUAG
Molecule: messenger RNA, 1119 nt
Organism: Alternaria incomplexa
Lineage: Eukaryota; Fungi; Ascomycota; Dothideomycetes; Pleosporales; Pleosporaceae
Exons: 1
Coding region: 1-1119 (372 amino acids)
Source: RefSeq, a predicted model, not a curated record